CUGAACUGGGGAAAUCCAACGCUUCAGACAGAUCACACCUUUCACGAUGACAUAUAAAUUCCAUAUUUCUACAUGUGGAAUUUAAACCAAGAACAGUAAUUUUUAACAAAAACAGUGAUCUUUUCUACUACUGAGAACCUAAAAAGAGAGAGAAGCACCAUCUUUUUUUCCAGUAUAAAACUUUGCUCCUCUUUUUUUUUUUUUUUGCUUUUAAUUUAUAUGCCAUCCUUCUCCGGAGACGCAGGGCGGCUUACAAUGCAUUAAGCAAUAGCCUUCAUACUUUUGUAUAUUUAUACAAAGUCAGUUUAUUGCCCCCACAAUCUGGGUCCUCAUUUCACCUACCUUUGAAAGGAUGGAAGGCUGAGUCAACCUUGAGCCUGGUGAGAUUUGAACUUGCAGUAAUUGCAAGCAGCAGAUGUUAAUAACAGUGUUUUACUCCACUGUACUACAGGCUCCUUGACAAUACAAAACAUUAAUUUCAGCAUCUAGGUUCGUGAAUAUGAAAAUAGGCAUUGUGGCUUUCUGCCUUUUGUGUUGCUGCUUUGAAGCUUUGCAUGGUGUUGACCAGUGUCCAUCCAUUUCAUCCUGCACUACAUCUUGCACAGAGACUAUCACCAACCAUUCUCAGCGCAAAGAUGAAUUUCCAAGAGAAAAUUUUACAUUGAAUUGUCCUUUGCCCAGGAAUGUGAAAGGUUUCUAUAUGAAGCUGUAUAAGGGCCGGAGCAAUCAAGAAGUCUGUUCUCUUUAUGUAGACAAUGGUAAAAACAACUCUGAAAGAACAAAUGAAUCCUGUGAACCAAUCCAUUCAGAUGACAAGGUAUCAUUCACUCUCAGAAAUUUAAAAAGCAAGCAUAGUGAUACUUAUAUCUGUUGCCUAGAAGUUCUUACUCCAGUCUAUCGUUGUUGCAAAUCGAAUGAAAAGCAUCUCUAUGUUCAAGGAAAGACCGCUAUUGAUAAAGUUCUUAUUUUUGGAUGAGGAUAAUGAUUUCUAUUGGAGAUAAAUUGGAAGACUUUCCUGAAGCCAUGGAACCCAAAGGAAAAUGAAAGAUUGCUGACAGAGAGUGUAAAGUGCUGCAUGUGAAUCUCUAAAGAGACACUUAACUAACCACUUUAAAAAAAAAAAAAGUCAAGUUAUGCACACCUAAAUCUAGAUUAAAUGGUAUCAUGGUAAUCAUUUUGGUCCAGGUAUUGAAUGAUCAACUCAGCCAGUUAAGGGGAGCAGCCUUGUUUUGGACAAGGAACAAAGUGAGCCAGGCAAAUCCCUCCUCAACCAUGAAAGAUCUUUGGUGAUUUGGGACCAGUCACACUCUCAGCCAGGAUUAUUGACAGGUCACUUCUAAGGAGGGGAUUCUAUAUAUUCUGAGCUGCUCAACAAAAAGCAGGAAAGAUAUCCAAUAAGAAAGAAAUCCAAUCCAAAAUACACUGCUGAAGAUGGAAGAGUAGCAGACCAGUGAUGCUUCUAGUCAAACUUCAUUUCUGAGUCACAAGAAUAGGAUGGUUGGCAGCUUGGUUAAUUUCUCUUGGCUUCAUCCCUACCCUUUCCCUGUGUCUAUAAUCAUAUGUCAAGAGGUAUUUAUGGACACUGCUGAUCACCAGCCAGUUCAAAAAGAAAAUUGGCCAAGUUUUUGGGCUAUACUACACAAUUCACAAUGGUGGCUAUUAGUCCCAAGUCUUAAUUAUAAACACCAAUUUGAUUCUUUCCCAGAUUCAGAAAAAUCUUGCUGGCUAUCGGAACUUACAUCAUGGAUACUUAUUGGGCUCGUAGUUUUUUUAUUUGUUGCCUGCAU
Messenger RNA from Pantherophis guttatus, 1787 nucleotides. The record is from RefSeq and is a predicted model, not a curated record. NCBI's taxonomy places the organism in Eukaryota, Metazoa, Chordata, Lepidosauria, Squamata, Colubridae.